CGAGCGGAGGCGCCGAGCUGAAAAUCUUAAAGUUGUGAUCGGUGAAAGAAAGAUCCGGACUAUGAAAGAGCGCAGUGGCUCAAACCUGCCGCAUGGUGCUGAGACGAAGCAUGCCGAAGAGUUUUCUCUCUUUCCAAUAAAGUUAUUAUUUUUGCUUCUUAACCUGCUUUGCAUUCAGAGCGGCUCUGGUCUCGUUUUCAGUCGCACUGGCAGCUGAGUGCUAUCAUUUUUUAAAAAAACAAUUUUUGAAGACAUUUCCGAAACUUCCCUAUAAUCUCCAAGGCGCUGAGAAACACAAGGAAAAACAACGCGCCUCUAACUUUUUUUUUUUUUUUUGCCUCCACGCGCCUUUACGCACGCGCUCCACUGAAGUGUGGAAGAACGGACAGACAGUCGAAGUGUACAGUGAUUUUAUUUCACCAGCAGGAUUUUAAGAGUUUUAUUGAAUGGUUAUGGUGGCGAACAACCCAGACUUGCCGCCCAUCGACUGUGCCGACUCCGGUGAGAUGGAGGCGGACGCGGACGCCUCGCGGACCCCGGGCUCCCCGCACGCGACCGGGGACGUGGCGUGGUGCAAGACGCCCACCGGCCACAUCAAGCGGCCUAUGAACGCGUUCAUGGUGUGGUCGCAGAUCGAGCGGCGCAAGAUCAUGGAGCAGUCUCCCGACAUGCACAACGCAGAGAUCUCCAAGCGGCUGGGAAAGCGCUGGAAGCUCCUGCGAGACUGCGACAAGAUCCCGUUCAUCCGCGAGGCCGAGCGCCUCAGACUCAAACACAUGGCAGACUACCCGGACUACAAGUACCGGCCGAGGAAGAAGGUCAAGACGUCCGCUGGUGCAUGCAAAGCUGGCGGGGAAAAGGGGGACAAGGGGGUCACCGGAGGCGGGAAGUCAUCCUCCAAAAAAAGCCACGGCUCUAAUAAAUCUCCUGGCAGGACGCACAAGAAGUCUGGCUCUCUCGAAGCCGUCAGUGAUGCGCUCUAUAAACCCAGAGCAGCGUCUUCUGCAAAGCAGAUACCGGACAAACCGGUGAAGCGCGCGCACUCCGGCUCAGAAAGCCUCGCCCCCUCCGCCGCCGUGCCCGCGAGCCCGACACUGAGCAGCUCGGCUGAGUGCGCAGAGCCUCCGAGCCUCUACGAUGACGCGGGGACGCGCUUCAAACACGCCCGCGCCUCGUCUCCGACCCCGUCCGCCUCGCACUCCUCCUCUUCCUCCUCCUCGCACUCCUCGGAUGAAGAGUUUGAAGACGACCCGCUGGACUUCGACCCCAGUCCCGGUGGCUUUAGCGGCGGAUUCGGGAGCGACACGUGCCUGGACCGAGACUUGGACUUCGGUUUCGAGUCGGGCUCCGGCUCGCACUUCGAGUUCCCGGACUACUGCACGCCCGAGGUGAGCGAGAUGAUCUCGGGGGACUGGCUCGAGUCCACCAUCUCUAACCUGGUGUUCACGUAUUGAGCCCAGAUUUUAAGACUUGGCGUUGAAAAAAAAAAUCCCAAGCGUCCUGCGACGUGCACGACGACGCGACUGAACGACGCGAUUCCCACCUGUUUCAUAUUAAAACGCUGUGGGCUCUCACACGCAGAUGAAAAAACAUAAUUACAGAAAAGGAAAGAAAAAAAGAGAAGAAAUGCUCCUUUGGAGGAGGAUGAAAGAUGCUACAAGUUGUUUGUGCGAGCAGGAAGAGCUCAGAAGUUGCACGGAGACGUGUGGAGGCUGAGACUGUGUCUGAGGGCCGUUAGAAAUCAGUGAGCUGAUCUGCUGGACUGGAAGGUGAGCGGUUAGCUUAGUGUGACUACAGCGGGCUCCCACAUGAACUGAAGCGCAUGAUGAGGACGGUUUUGCUUGUGAAGCGCGAGCCGUAUCGGUUUUUAAGAAGAAACAAAAACAAACAAAAACAAAACUAUCACCAGCUUUUUCCCGUUAAAGAGAUGUCAGGUGUUUAAGCGCAACUCAGACGGUUCAGCUUUUUUUCCUUACACUACAGAUCAGGACCAAAAUUCGUCCGAGAAGCGUGUUCUCUCUCUCUCUCUCUCUCUCUCUCACACACACUCUAUCUCUCUAUCUCUCUCUCUCUCACACACACACUCUCUCUUUCUCUGUCUCUCAUACUCUAUCUAUCUAUCUAUCUAUCUUUCUCUUUCACUCUCUCUCUAUAUAUCUUCUCUCUCUCUAUCUUUAUCUCUUUCUGUCUUUCUCUCUCUUUCUCUUGCUUUCCCUUGCUAUCUUUCUCUCUCUCUCUCUCUCUCUCUCUCUCUUGCUUUUUUUUUUAUUUGAACCUCUCCUCCACCCUGUCAAUCCCUCCUUUAUAACCCAUUUGUGCUCAGAACAAACAAUUUUAUACCAAUGUAUUUAUAAUGCUCCAAAUGUUUGCAUUUGCAUUUUUCCUUUUGUGUUUGUUUUCAGACAAAAAAAAAAACAAAAAAAAAAAACGCUAUUGUUAUGAUAUUGUUGCUAACCAGCAGUUAGCACCUUUAAAAUGACAUCAUGCUAAUUGGUGGCUAUUGAUUUCCAUUCACUGUUAGCCACAUUAGCAUGUGUGGUAAAGCUCCUCUUUUUUCUCUACAGUACACCAGUCUGUCUUGUCGUGUAGCCUCCAGAUGCAACAUGUACGUCUCUGUUUUUCUCAAGGGCUAGAAACUGCAUCGUGUCAUUUAAUGGACGGGAGAUGAAUCGUUGCUGUUAUUUUCUACGUGUAUUUUUGUACAAUUAAGAUUUUGUCUCGGAAACAAACAAACAAAAAAAAAAUAAACAAUCUGUUUACAGUGUCGAGCCGCAGAUUUCUUAAAGACACACUAUCACAAUUUCUCAACCAGCCAUGCAAAUGAGACUGUAUGUAGCGGAAGCAUCAGUGUCCUUAUGGGAAAUACUGUUUCCUUUUUUUGACGAUUUCUUUGUGCUUUAAUCAGUGAAUCCGUCAUUUUUUUAAAACCACUGGAUGUAAUUUGAACACGCUCUAAAAUGCCUAUAUGAUUUCAUGAAGUAAUGCUUUCACUCCUAAAUGUUACAAGGAUAUUUAAUCUUUUUCUACUUGUUGGCUAAAUGUAGCUAAUCGUUUUUAGUAUGUUACGGCAUGGCAACUAGCGUUUCGUAUUUUUUAAAAAUUCAGGUUCACGUAGAGCUGUUGUGUUUAAGGCAAAAGGAUCAGCGUGAAGAUUUUUUUAAUGUACAUUGAUUGUAUAAUAAAGUAAAAAGACUGUGUGCUUGUGUGGCAAAGACCUGCCACACCAGGCACUUUGAACAUAUAUCUUUAUACGUCCCUAUGUUUAAAGUUGUUGUUCAUGACUUUUUUGGGAUAAAUAGGCCUAUAUACAUUUUAAUAUUGUUUCAUUUUGUGCAAUAUGCUGUGUACAAUAUUGUUUUGUCUUGCCAUACCAUAUCACGUUUGAGUAGAGAAUUCCAAGCCAGCCAAUUGUGUCAAGUCACUGCCUGUCAGACCUCUGUACAAAAAAUAAAAAAAAAAAACUUUGUCUUUUUUCCAGAAGGAAAUAAAAUCAGCUGGAACUGAA
Messenger RNA from Pangasianodon hypophthalmus (striped catfish), 3505 nucleotides. RefSeq names its product SRY-box transcription factor 4a (gene sox4a). The coding region runs from base 447 to 1454 and encodes 335 amino acids. NCBI's taxonomy places the organism in Eukaryota, Metazoa, Chordata, Actinopteri, Siluriformes, Pangasiidae. Gene Ontology annotation, molecular function: DNA-binding transcription activator activity, RNA polymerase II-specific; RNA polymerase II cis-regulatory region sequence-specific DNA binding. The record is from RefSeq and is a predicted model, not a curated record. The transcript has a single exon. Gene Ontology annotation, biological process: anatomical structure morphogenesis; positive regulation of transcription by RNA polymerase II; cell differentiation.